AUAUGUCGUAACUGCAAGUGCGGCCAAGAAGAACAUGAUAUCCUCUUGAGCAAUGAAGAGGAUCGAAAAGUGGGGAAACUUUUCGAAGACACCAAGUAUACCACACUGAUUGCAAAACUAAAAUCAGAUGGAAUUCCCAUGUAUAAACGCAAUGUUAUGAUAUUGACCAAUCCAGUUGCUGCCAAGAAGAAUGUCUCCAUCAAUACAGUUACCUAUGAAUGGGCUCCUCCUGUCCAGAAUCAGGCAUUGGCCAGGCAGUACAUGCAGAUGCUGCCCAAAGAAAAGCAGCCAGUGGCAGGCUCGGAAGGGGCACAGUACCGGAAGAAGCAGCUGGCGAAGCAGCUCCCUGCACAUGACCAAGAUCCUUCAAAAUGCCAUGAAUUGUCUCCCAAAGAGGUGAAGGAAAUGGAACAGUUUGUGAAGAAAUAUAAGAACGAGGCUCUGGGAGUAGGAGACGUCAAACUUCCCUGUGAGAUGGAUGCUCGAGGCCCCAACCAAAUGUACAUCCCUGGCGGAGACAGAAGCACCUCAGCAGCGGUGGGGGCCAUGGAGGACAAAACUGCUGAGCAUAAAAAAACUCAGUAUUCCUGCUAUUGCUGCAAAAUGAGUAUGAAGGAAGGCGAUCCAGCCAUCUAUGCUGAAAGGGCUGGCUAUGAUAAACUGUGGCACCCAGCUUGUUUCGUCUGCAGCACCUGCUAUGAACUCCUGGUCGACAUGAUUUAUUUCUGGAAGGAUGAGAAGCUGUACUGUGGCAGACAUUACUGUGACAGUGAGAAACCCCGAUGUGCUGGCUGUGAUGAGCUGAUAUUCAGCAAUGAGUAUACCCAGGCAGAAAACCAGAAUUGGCACCUGAAACACUUCUGCUGCUUUGACUGUGACAACAUCCUAGCUGGAGAAAUAUAUGUGGUGGUCAAUGACAAACCUGUCUGCAAGCCCUGCUACGUGAAGAAUCAUGCUGUGAUAUGUCAAGGAUGCCACAAUGCCAUUGAUCCAGAAGUCCAGCGGGUGACCUACAACAAUUUCAGCUGGCAUGCAUCCACUGAGUGUUUCCUGUGCUCCUGCUGCAGCAAAUGUCUCAUUGGGCAGAAGUUCAUGCCAGUAGAAGGGAUGGUUUUCUGUUCAGUGGAGUGUAAGAAGAUGAUGUCUUAGGAGGAGAGCAGUAUUGAGCCAUAGCUAUCCAAAGUGGUCUGCAUUUCUAUUAUAAAAUCCGAUUUGAAAAAAUAAAAGGCAAAAGAGAAAGUGUAAAAGAAACCAGGAGAGUUUGUUCA
Propithecus coquereli (Coquerel's sifaka) is the source of this 1268-nucleotide messenger RNA. It is a transcript of the gene TES, whose product is annotated as testin LIM domain protein. NCBI's taxonomy places the organism in Eukaryota, Metazoa, Chordata, Mammalia, Primates, Indriidae. Gene Ontology annotation, molecular function: zinc ion binding. The record is from RefSeq and is a predicted model, not a curated record. Bases 139 to 1149 code for a protein of 336 amino acids. The transcript is spliced from 5 exons.